AUGAUCGGCACCACGGAAGAUAUAUAUCUGCAGACAUUGCCUUCACCGCUGCAGUCGCCAGCGCCGCCAGUAGCGAUAAUUGUGGGUAAUGAUGUGGACGCCUCCGCUAUGCCCCUCACGUACGAGAGAAAUCGCUUGAUAACUGACAUGCUGCGUCACUACGUCUCCCCCACGUUCCUCGGAGGGAACAGCGCUGCUGGGGAUGCAGCACAUGCAGGCAGUCUUUUUCAGUGGGUUUCCGGGGCCCUUCCUGUGGUUGGCGUGGAGGACAUGACACCAUUUCACGACGAGGCGUAUGUGCGGUAUCUGAGUGUCCGCGAGACACUCUCCGACGUGGACGAGUGCGCCUCGGCUGCAAAACGGUGCAAGGCUGAGGGAAUUCAACCCCCUGUUUCGAGGAGAUCUUCCUUGCAGAUUCAGCCACCACCACGCCAGUUGCUUGAUCUCGUGCCCAUUCAAGAGGAUAUUAGUUUUAAUCUCACUGGCGACAAUACCCCUUUCCUUGGCAUGUGGCGGACUAUUCAGGCCACCGUUUCAGGCACCCUCACUGCCACCCGCUUGCUUGCCCAGACCGGGCGCUUUGCUGCCAUCCAUUGGUUUGGCGGCAGACACCACGCGAAACGACAAAUGGCUGGAGGGUUCUGCUUUGUGAACGAUGUGGUUCUCGGAGUCUCGGAGUUGCGCAAGCUGCUUCCGUUGAACAAAAAAAGGAUUCUUGUGGUUGACCUGGAUGCCCACCACGGCGAUGGCACACAAGAAGCAUUCCUCUUUGAUAAUUAUGUAUUAACACUUUCGAUGCACGCGUAUGGUGUAGGUGUCUACCCUGGAACGGGCGGAUUGGAGGAGAUUGGUGGAGGGCUGGGACGCGGCUUUGCGAUGAACCUGCCGCUGCCAGAGGGCGCAACGGAUGUACUUGCUGUGCCUUUCAUGUAUCGAGCCGUUCGUUCUGCCUUGAAGAAGCUUGGCGACGAUCUAGGUGCUAUCGUCGUCGUCUGUGGAUCUGACGCUCUGUGCGGUGAUCCUAUUGGCACUCUUAACCUAUCAAUUGGUGGGAUACAGCGCAUUGUUAGGCUCCUGCUAACAGAGGCUGCGGAGCGCUCACUGAAGAUGCUAUUACUUGGCGCUGGUGGCUACGUGGAUGUGAGUUCUGCCCGUUUAGCUGGCGCGGUGACGAAGGACGUACUUAGUUGUGCAGCAGCGUUGCGCCGUGGUGAUACAGACUAUUUCCGAGAUUCGGCCGAUUUGUCAACUAGUUUUGGCGUCGCCGUACCGGAUAAUUGCGAAUACUUCACGCGGUACGGUCCAUCAUUUCUCAUGCAUGGCCUCCCGCCCGCGCGUGUGGCAAAAGUGCGCGAGUUGCCCCACGACUCCCCGUUAUUCGUGCGGUUGAAAAGAGCUGCUGAAAUCAGGGCGGUGCGCCUCCGCAGUAUGGAGGAGAGUGAAGAAGAGGAGAGCAGUGAUGAGGAAUCUAGUGACGAAGAAGAAUAUGCAGAGAAUAAUGAAGAAGACGAUUAUGAAGAUGAGGAAGAGGACACAGAGGAGGAAGUUGGGGGGGAAGAAUGA
Messenger RNA from Trypanosoma grayi, 1563 nucleotides. Its product is annotated as putative histone deacetylase. The record is from RefSeq and is a predicted model, not a curated record. Lineage: Eukaryota; Euglenozoa; Kinetoplastea; Trypanosomatida; Trypanosomatidae. The coding region runs from base 1 to 1563 and encodes 520 amino acids. The transcript has a single exon.